AUGGUCAGCUACUCGGGCUACCCCCACAGAUUCGGCAAUUUCGACAACGACGUGUACGACUGCGCCUGGGGCUGCUUCUUCCUGCGCAUGGGCUGGUUAGACGACGACAUGGAAGGAUCGUUCCAAGCGCCCGUGAUGCUGGCACACCUGGAGAAGUACCUCGAGGACUGGAGGCUCCCGCGUACCAGUAGAAUGACCAGCCGUUGCAUUUAUGUGAAUUACCCUCACGCGGAGCUGACCGGCUACGCGCCGGACUGCGAGCAGGCCAAGCUCCUGAAGAACUGCCUCAUCAGAGAAGAGUAUCUGGAGAUUACGCACAAGCACAAGUUGCAGUUGGUCGAGCUGCUGCGCAGCUGGCUGGGCGUGUGCGCCGACCUGGAGGGGCUGCCGGUGGGCGAGGUGCUGGACCGCGCCGCGCGCCCGCCCGUGCCGUCGCCGCCGCUCGGCGACCCCGCGCCGCCCGCGCUGCAAGGCUGCGCCUGGCGCUGCCUCUUCUACGACAUGGGCUGGAUGGAUGAUGUAGAAGGAGUGUUCCUUUUACCCGUCGUGAACGAGACGAUAAAGAUGUAUUACUACAAAACAGACUUAAUACCGCAACUAAUGGAGGAAUCUACCAAAUGCGUCGCAGCCGCAAACCUUUUCUACGAGAACCCGGACGUGGACACGCGGCCGCUCGGCUGCGACCGCUCGCAGCUCUACGUCGACUGCCUCGUCAAUAACUUCUUCAAGAACCUCACAUCGCCUUGGUUCACCGAUGAAGCGAGGAGCAUCAGGGUCGGUAACCAGAGCUCUAGUCCCUCCCCGCCCCGCGGGCGCCACCGUCCUCGCGUGCCUCCGCGCGGCUCGCGCCCCCCACCCCGCGAGCGUCCCGGCCGCCCCCCGCAGCCGCCGCUCGUGCGCACGCGCCUAUUAGCGCGCGUCGCGCCGCUGCCGCUCGCGCCCUCUGACUCCGUCGUUGUCAAAGUCAAAGUGAAGACGGACACAUGA
Molecule: messenger RNA, 987 nt
Organism: Cydia strobilella
Lineage: Eukaryota; Metazoa; Arthropoda; Insecta; Lepidoptera; Tortricidae
Exons: 7
Coding region: 1-987 (328 amino acids)
Molecular function (GO): odorant binding
Source: RefSeq, a predicted model, not a curated record